Monodelphis domestica (gray short-tailed opossum) is the source of this 1801-nucleotide messenger RNA. RefSeq lists its product as uncharacterized. Lineage: Eukaryota; Metazoa; Chordata; Mammalia; Didelphimorphia; Didelphidae. The record is from RefSeq and is a predicted model, not a curated record. Gene Ontology annotation, molecular function: protein binding.
UUGGAGGUGUGAGACAACUGGCAUUCCAGUAGAAACCCUUGUGACUGGUCCCUGUCUCCUAAAGCUGGGAUUGCAUUCCUAUUUAGGGCUUCUGCUUUCUACUAUAAAAGGUCAACAGCCUCCCAACAGUAGAAGAACCAACCCAUCCAAGCUCAGUUCUUUGCUCUUUGCUGUGACAGCUUUGGUGCCUGGGACACCUCAAGAUGGGGGUGAUAAAAGGGGAACAGCAACCAGCAACAGAAGCCCCAUUACUUCAGAAGAUACAGCAAAAGGCUGCCCAGGUCAGCCAACAGAUGGAUCUGCUUUUUGCUGUUGGAGGAUGCCAUUUGGCUAGUGAUGUCAUCAGUGGGGUGGAGUGUUAUGACCCACUGUCCCAUGAAUGGAAAUUGCUAGGCCCUUCAUGCAAGCACAGAUGUGGUACAGGGAUAGCUUCCUUGAAUGGCUGCAUUUAUGCAGUUGGGGGAUAUGAUGGAACCACUUGCCUCAGCAGUGUGGAAAGAUAUGAUCCCAAGGUCAAUGAAUGGAGAUAUGACGUGGCUCCCCUGACAGAAAGCAAACGAGGAGCAGGUGUCACCGAGCUAGGAGGUUUCCUGUAUUGUGUGGGAGGUCAUAAUGGGCUGACCUGCCUCAGCUCUGUGGAAAGGUACAAUCCUGAAGAGAACAGGUGGUGUAAGGUGGCUCCUUUGACACAUCGAAGAUCAGGUUUGGGUGUGGCUGCUCUGGGUGGCUACCUCUAUGCAAUUGGGGGUUCAGAUGGCCACUCUCCACUACGAACAGUUGAACGCUAUGACCCCACAGAAGAUGUGUGGAGUCCCUGUCCUUCCCUGCGAACCUGCAGGGAAACCUUUGGUUGUGCUCUGUAUCAAGGGAAAAUCUUUGUGGCAGGUGGACGGGAUGAGAUCACAGAGCUAUGUAGUACUGAACGCUUUGAUCCUGAUGCCAACGAGUGGUUGCCAAUGAUGCCCAUGAGGUCAAAGAGGAACAAGGUUAGCCUAGUAGGUGCAAAUGGAUACCUCCUAGCAGUUGGGGGCUUUGAUGGAGUGGUGCACCUGGCAACAGUGGAGGCUUUUGACUUUGAGGCCAAUCAAUGGAGAGUAUUUGGCAACAUGAAGAAUCGCCAUCCAGGAGGAGGUGUGGGUGUCCUGAAGAUGAUUAUUUAGAACAGCUAACAGCUGUUUGGAAUGAAGAAAAGAAAGAACAAAAGACACCUUUUCAGAAGUCUUUUUCACCCACAAGAGGAUCAGGGAGGGGAGUUCAGAGAAUAUUUUGGGUUCCUUAUGCCCAGGUCUGUGAAUCCAGAGAAAAUUGGAUAUAAGACACCUUAAGAGCAUGAUUGUGACUUAACCACAUGACUCCUUCUCAGGUGCCUCUUGGGAAAGUCAGUUAUUUCAUAUUCCAUUGUCUCAUAUUCAAUAUCAGCCCUGGCCAGGAAGGAAAACUAAGUCAUAAAUGAUAGUUGUACCCCUAAAAAUCAACCUCUCAAUAAUACUUGUUGCUAUCCAGCCAUCUCUUUAUUAUUUAUAGACAGAAUCAUAGAAUUUAGAGAUGGAUGGGAACUUAUAGAUCAUCUAAUCUAGUGGUUACCAACCUCCAAAGUCCUUUGGACCCCUGGGGACCACUUUGAAGUAUUGAGAAACCAUAGAGUUAUUUGAAAAGGAUACAUCUCAUUAAAUAAUUCAGUAUAAUAAGUAAGCAAAUAUAUCUUUCUAGAUGAAAUGUCUGAAACAUAUACGUACUAAUUUAAAAUGUAACCAGAUACAGUUGUAAUUAAUAAACAUAAAGUCACCUAAAAGUUACAAAA